CCCAUUCACGCACACACUAUAUACGUACAUAUAUGCAAACACAAAUGGUGUGUGCUUGUGUGAUAUGUAUCGGUAUGUGCGUGUGUGUCAUAGUAUGUUAAAUGCGUGAACGAACAGAUAACUGUAAUUAUAUAAAACUAUGGGUGAGAAUAUUUUACCUCACACUCAUUAUUAUCGUUGGCAAUCAAUGCCGUAAACAUACGUAGGCAUUUAAUGAGACAAUCGGGUUGAGUAGAAAUGUAAAUAUUUUAAUAGCGAGGAUGAGAGUAAAGGUGAUGGUGUCAGUUUAAACGUUGCGAAAAAGAGGGGGAAAAGGAAGCAAACUUGGGAAAGGCAAGGAUAGAAGAUAGAGAGACGAGGUGAUUCCAGUACAUGUAUGGGAGGAGUGAACAGGUAGACAGACAAGUUCAUAAAAAAAUAGAAAAUAUUUACUAAAUAACAGAAGGCAACACAUAAUCUAGGCUGACUAUCAAUUGGCCGAUGACACAGAUUGUCGACUUUUUCCAACGUUUUAUGUAUUCGUCGGCUGAUUUGACUGCCAGACUACUUUAUACUUGGUGAAAGGAAAAAGAAAGAAAAAGAUUGGCGCGACUGCACAGCGACAAUAGACGAAUAGAAACUUUUUUUUUAUUCUGUUAAUCACUUCAGGAUUAUUUCAUUCACUUUCCGGCUGUACCUUUCUUCUCACAACUUAAUACACACACGUGUGAAUAGAAGUAGUUAUGCCAGUUGGAACGAACUUUGAAAAAGUUUGUUACCUUAAUACUUUAUAAGCAAAAAAAAAAAAAAAGAACCAUACAAGAAAUAUAUGUAUGAAGUUAUUCUAAAGUAAGUUUGCCCAAAUUUCUUUUCUAAUAACAGCCGGAGGAAUUUUGAGUCAUUUCAACGGCAAUAUGGGGUUGAUAUCCUUAAAGUUCUUCUGUUCUCUCUCUCAGAAUGUUCUUUUACUAUAUCUAUUGUCUGUCAUAUCAUUUGACUGUGUAGUCGCUGGUUUAAUAGAUUCGGAUUCUUGCAAAGACAAAAUGAAUAUCAAAACCAAAAUUGAUAUGUCCAAUUUAGUGAUCAGUGGCACAGUUGAAAAGUUGGACCAGAGAUCUGCAAAGAAUGGAAUGUACGACUGUGAAAUUUUGGUGGGACAAGUUUUUAAAGAAGACGAUAGAGUACCCCCUAACCUGAUGGUAGAUUCCGACAGUAUGGUUACAAUCAAAGGAUUUGGAAGCACCAAAUUCUGCAAUAGUGAAGUGGAACCAAAAGAUACCAAACUGUUCUUCUUAAAAACUACCUCUAAAGCCUACAAACUUAUUGCUGGGAUCCUGCCUAUUACCUUUUCUAACCUUAAUCAUAUUACCGCUGUUUCGAAAGGUCAAAAAUAUUCUGAACCACAUACUGUGCAAACCAGAAAAAGUUAUCAAAUAAUGCCUGUGGAUCCAUGUGAUUCUCAUUUUUGUGCAUUUGGGGCUGAAUGCCAUGUUAACAAUACUGUCAUGAAACCAUACUGCAGAUGUAUUGAGAAAUGCAAUGACAUCUUUUCCCCUGUGUGUGGUAGUGACCAGGUCUCUUACACCAAUGAAUGCAACUUGAAAAGAUCAAGCUGUUUGAAAAAGAAAAGGAUUAAAGUCUUAAUUGCUCAAGCAUGUGGAGCAGAUAUGAAGGACCCAUGCGAACAGAAGAAGUGUAGCUUUGGUGCUGAAUGUGUACCCUCAUUAGAUGGGUUCAGUUACCGAUGCCAGUGUCCCAACCGCUGCAACACCUAUGGUGACAACAUUGGUAGCACCCCAGUUUGUGGAAAUGAUGGAGUAGAUUAUAGCAACAUGUGUGAGAUGCGCAAAGCAGCUUGCCAAGAAAUGAAGGACAUUAGAGUAAAAUAUUAUGGGAAAUGUGAUCCUUGUGAUGGGUUCAUUUGUUCCGAUCAAACAGUCUGUUUGUUGGAUGAUAAACGAAAGCCAGUCUGCCGUUGUAACCUGAUGUGCUCACUAGAUAUCGCAACAGUUUGUGGUACUGAUGGGAUCACAUAUAGCAAUGACUGCUAUCUGAGGACGGAAGCAUGCAAGAGUCAGCGAGACAUCAAAGUUUACCACCAUGGGAGCUGUAAAAAUCCGCCACCUGGACUGGUCCAAGACGAGGAUGUUAAAAAGUUGGAAAGGAAACUAAGAACAACUAAAUAUUAUUUUGUAAUUCCAAAUCUUUCAGGCACCAACCCUUGUGCGAACAAGUGCAGAAAGUACGAAAGAUGCAACAUCAAUCGACAGGGGGUAGCGGAGUGUGUGUGUCCCACCUCUUGUGAGCCGGUGCUGCGCCCUAUAUGUGGGAGUGAUGGAGUAACAUACGACAAUGAAUGCCAACUUCAGAAAGAUGCCUGCCAAAACGAACUCCCUAUCAUUCUAAAGCAGAGAGGACCUUGUGGUGUGAAGCAACCGUGCUUAAACCACCACUGCAAUUUCCACGGAGUGUGCGUAGUUCGUGAAGGAAGGGCUGAAUGUGACUGCCCAACUUGUUCAGAGGAAUUUGAUCCAGUAUGUGGCAUGAAUGGCAUAUCAUAUACGAAUGAAUGCAAACUGAGACUAGAAAACUGCCAAAAGAGGUCUGAUGUAAAAGUGAAACACAAAGGACUUUGCAAUGGUUGUGAAAAUCAACGCUGCGAAUUCUAUGCCGUUUGUCAAAGUGAUGGUAAAAAUGCCAAAUGUGUAUGUCCAUCGGCCUGUGUGGAGGUUGAGAAUAAGGUAUGUGGAACAAACAGGAUUUCUUACCAGAAUGAGUGUGAACUAAAGGUUGCUUCAUGUCGCGAUCAAAAACUAAUUGAAGUGGAAUCUCGUGGUGAUUGCAAUAAAUGUGCGAAAAUUCGUUGUCCAUUUGGGUCAACUUGUGAGAAUGGUAUGUGUGUAUGUCCUUCAGAAUGUCCUGCAGAUUUUGAAGUGCUUUGUGCCAGCAAUGGACAGGUCUAUAAUAAUGAGUGUGAGAUGAAAAGAUAUGCAUGCUUAAAGAAAACCGAAUUAUACAUUGUCAACAAUGGGCCCUGUGACGAAAUAUCAGGAUCUGGCAUUGUAGAGGGUUCUGGAAGUGGCUCAAUCUGUGAUGAAACUUCGUGUAAAUUCGGUGGUACUUGUGAAUUGUCUGAAGGUAGUAAUUACCACUGUACAUGCAAGAAUAUCUGUGACGCAAUCAGAUCAAUUGUUUGUGGUUCUGAUGGGAAAACCUAUGGUAAUGACUGUAUGAUGAAAUUAGAGUCCUGCUACCAACAACAGGAAAUUACUGCUGUAGCUUCUGAAAACUGUGAAGAUCUGGAAGAAGAACCUUGUGAUGGGAACAUGCCGCUUGUCAACCCCCUGACGGGCCAGGAAUACUAUUGUUAUGAUGAUAAAAACAUUUGUCCUGCAGGAAGUUAUUGCCAUAAGCGGGCAACAUUUGCUAAGUGUUGCCGUGAAGGCUCAUGUCAAUGUAACCCUCUAGGGUCAUACGGCACAAGCUGUGAUCCCCAUACACGACAGUGCGUUUGUAAACCAGGCGUUGGGGGUCUCAGAUGUGACCGGUGUAAACCUGGAAACUGGGGACUUCUCUCUAUAGUUAAAGGCAGUGCAGGUUGUAUACCAUGCAACUGUAAUAGAUAUGGCUCAGUUAGAGACGACUGUGAACAGAACAGUGGACGUUGUAUGUGCAAAAAUGGAAUCACUGGCAUGAAAUGCAACGUCUGUCCAAACAGGAUGCAACUUGGUCCACAAGGAUGCACUGAAAUACCACCAAAGUCUUGCCAAUAUCUGCACUGUAAAUACGGUGCAGUAUGCAAACGUAUCGAUAACCAACACCAAUGUGUAUGUAACAUCAACUGUUCUGGUUACCCAGACCUUGUUUGUGGUUCUGAUAACCAAACUUAUGGUUCUGAAUGUCAACUCAAACAAUUCUCUUGUCGUCUACAACAGCCUAUCAGUAUUGAACACAAAGGAAUUUGUAGUUUCUCAACAGAAUCAAGAAUGGUAACCUCUCCUACUCCCACAACAAGAUCAAGAAAGACAACCAGGCACAUCAACCAUGUUAGUAACGAAGUAACAAAAAUCAUUUUAACUAAGGCUACAGAAAGGCCACCAGAAGUCGUUGGCAGAAUCGAUGACUUGUGUCCCAGUGAAAGUGAUUGUGAUGUACCAAAUAGUCGAUGCGUACUAGGCAUCUGUGUCUGCAAAACCGGCUUCAUUCAAACUAUGGACAAAAAGAAUUGUCUUGAGGUUGUAUCUGUUCCUCCACCAUCACCAACAUCUAAUACAACCUGUACACUGAAUCCCUGUCAAAAUGGAGGAACAUGCCUUAUGGACAAGACACUCGGAUACCGAUGUCUAUGUCCUUUAGGAACAGGUGGAUCAAUUUGCAAAGACGUUGUAUCUUUCACAGUCCCGUCAUUCUCUGGAACUUCCUAUCUGAGAAUGCCACAGAUUAAGAAUGCUACAACUGAGAUGAGAAUUGAAGUAGAAUUUAAAAGUUUGAAUAAAGAUGGAAUUAUUCUUUUCAAUAGUAAAGAGGAAGAUGGUAGUGGAGAUUUCGUAUCUCUGACACUAAACCAAGGCUUUGUUGAACUUCGGUAUGAUUUAGGCAAUGGUCUGGCUAUUAUUCGCAGUGCUAAACCAAUUCGACUAAAUAAAUAUCACCAUGUUAUUGCUCGGCGCAUUGGCCAAGAUGGUUUCUUGCAAGUUGAUGGUCAAAGUAAUACUGCAGAAAGUAGUAGCCCUGGUGAUCUGACUUCUCUUAACCUGGAGUCACCUCUUUACCUUGGACACAUUCAAAACUUCACUUCACUGGUUAAAAGUCGCAUUGAUGUCGAAGUUGGUCUAGUUGGCUGCAUUCGGAAGGUAAUUGCUGGAAAACGACAGAGCCCUUACACCUACCGACUGGCAUAUCCUGAUGAACUCAGUGAUGUUAUUGAUGGAGUAGAUAUAGCUGAAUGUGGGAAUAAUCCUUGUAGUAGUAUGCCUUGCAAAAACGGAGGCAAUUGUUUGAUGUUGGAUAAUGUGAUGGUUCAAUGUAUAUGUCAAGAAGGAUUUAUUGGAAAAUACUGUGAAAAUGAAGAUAUGUGCAUAAAUAACCCUUGUCAAGGUGGUGGCACCUGCACCCCAACAGACCAUGGGUCAUAUGUAUGUAUUUGUCCUGAAGACAGAAAAGGACGGAAUUGCCAAGAAGAAGUACUUCAACGGUUAGAUGUCCCAGAAUUUAAUGGUACCUCAUAUGUAGAGCUUCCAUUGAAUGAUAGUGAUUUAUUAGACACAAUGACAAUAGCUGUUUGGUUCAAAACAACUAAACCAGAUGGAAUGUUAUUUUAUGCCAGUCAAUACAGUGGAGGUGAAGGCGAUUUUAUUGCUCUUAAUUUGGAAAACUAUUACGUAGAAUUUUCAUUCAAUUUAGGAGGAGGUACAACUAAAGUUAGGAGCUCCCAAAGAAUAUCAUUAGACAGUUGGCACAAUGUUGUUAUUAAAAGACACCACCGAACCAUUGAAAUGAUUAUUGAUAAUGAGAAAUCUGCUGAUGGAAAAUCAGAUGGUGUAGUUACCAAGUUAAACUUAGCUCAAAGAAUAUUUAUCGGUGGUUUUCGAGAUAUAUUUGAUGUUCCAAGUGAUACCAACAUUGAAAAAGGCUUGAAUGGUGCAAUUCAACGGGUCUAUAUUAAUGACAAACUAUAUGAUAACCUAAUCACAGAUGCUAUAGAGACAAAAGGAGUCACCAAAUAUAAAGGUCCUCCCUGCAAAAAGAAUCCUUGUUUAAAUGGUGGCAUCUGUGUUCCAAAGCUUCAUAUUGCUGAAUGCCGAUGCCAUAAACAGUUCACUGGUCACAAAUGCCAGAAUGCUAUUGAAACAAAAUCUCAACUGAAAUUCGAAGGAGAUACAUUUUUAGCUUAUCUAAAUGGACUAGAUCAUAAAAAAACUUCUCAACAAGCCAAUAAAUUCCGUCUACGCUUUAAAAGUAAGAAGAGAAGUGGACUCUUGUUCAUAAUGAAUCAAGGCAAUACUGUACGACAAGAUUAUUUUGCUGUGGCACUCGUGAAAGGGAAAAUGCAACUGAGUUACAACCUUGGAGCUCAAACAGAAGAAAACCUCCAUAUUAUUCGUUCUACAUUAAAAAUUAAAAAUAAUGAAUGGCAUGUCAUUGAAGUAGAAAGAAACCAAGAAGAAGGAAUUCUUAGAGUAGAUGAUGCUGUUCCAGUCAAAAGGUCUUCACUUAGUGGGGCUACAAAACUGGACACAGAUGGAGAAUUAUGGAUAGGAGGCAAAAAGAACCUUCCAAUGGGACUUCCAAAAGAUUACUAUGUUGGAUUUGAAGGUUGUAUGGAUUUUGUUGAAGUGGAUGAUCAACGUCUAAACUUGGUGUCAGAU
Molecule: messenger RNA, 6347 nt
Organism: Octopus bimaculoides (California two-spot octopus)
Lineage: Eukaryota; Metazoa; Mollusca; Cephalopoda; Octopoda; Octopodidae
Product: agrin
Biological process (GO): cell differentiation; receptor clustering; multicellular organism development
Cellular component (GO): extracellular region
Molecular function (GO): calcium ion binding; laminin binding
Source: RefSeq, a predicted model, not a curated record